AUGCUCAAGCCAAUCGGGAUCAAAGACAAAAUUCAAAGGAACUUGUUGAAGGAUCCCAAGUAUGAUGAUGAAAAAUCGGUGGCCAAUCCCCAUGAGGGAGAUAAGGCGAGCAUCCUGCAGGAGACGAGAGUUUUCUCCAGCUACCCCCUGAACACGCAAAAGUGCAUGCAAAUAUUAACUAAAAUUUUGUACCUUAUAAAUAAAGGGGAAGAAAAACUAACAUCACAAGAAUGCACAGACAUCUUCUUCAACAUCACCAAAUUGUUUCAAUCGAACAAUGAGAGGUUACGAAGGAUGAUUUAUUUGCUUAUAAAAAGUUUGCCAGUCAACGAGAAGGAAGUCUUCAUAGUAACCAGUUCGUUGACGAAGGAUAUGAAUUCUGCAAAUGAUUGCUACAGAGCUAAUGCCAUACGUGUGUUAAGCAAAAUAAUUGACAGCUCCAUGGCUACUCAAAUUGAGCGCUACUUGAAGACGGCUAUAGUGGACAAAAACUCCUUCGUCUCUUCUUCCUCCCUGCUCUGCGGAUUGAAUUUAUAUUUCAACGCAUCUUGCGAUAUUGUGAAGAAGUGGAUUCAUGAGGUGAGCGAAUGUAUUAACAGCAAAAACCCGAUGAUUCAGUUUCACGCCUUAACGUUGCUGUGUUCUAUUAAGUACCAGGAUAAGCUGGCCUUGGAAAAGAUCAUUUCGUCGUACAGCAAAAGUGCCAGCAAUUUGUCCGGGGCUCUGGCCAACUGCCUCCUGAUCAAAUAUGCCUCCUACUUGAUUUACUGCACCGAGGUGGACAGCGAGCUGGCCAACAUGAGCGGUGUGAUGAAUGCAAACAGUGCGAACGCUGCGAGCGGGGCGAAGCAGCUCUCCCCGGGGGGCACCUCCCCUCAGGGCUACCACCCCACGCAGGCGAACAGGUCUGCAGGCCGAUCGCACGACAUGUACAACAUACAGGACUAUGCAACGAACAAAGGGAACUUCAUCCACCCGACGACCAAAGUCUGCUUCGAUUACCUGAAGAACUGCCUCAAAAGUAAAGACCCCAUGAUUCUGUUUGAAUGCAUAAAAUGCAUAUUUCAGCUAGCCAUUUACGACAAAGCAGGGAGAAAUUCCACCACCGUAUUCAACGUAGAUAUACUCAACGAAUGUAUGAAGGUGUGCCAAAUAUUUUUACUCUCAUCUAAGGUGGUAGACAAGUUUAGCAUCAUCAGACAGAUUAAUAAUCUCUCCCAUCAUAGACCCCACGUUGCAUCAAAAAUUAACCAAGACAUUGAAAGCCUCCUAACGGAUAGCAACAAAAGUAUCUGCGUGUUGGCCUUCACGACGCUACUGAAAACGGGAAAUGAAGCCAACAUAGAUCGUCUGCUUAGUCAAAUUAAUAAUUACAUGACUGGAGAUAAUACCUUUUUUAAAAUUCAAAUUAUUGAAGAGGUGAAGAACUUAUGCUUUAUCUACCCUUCCAAGUGUAACCUCAUCUUGAGCUUCCUCUCAAACAAUUUGAGGGACGAAGAGUCGUAUCAAUUUAAGUCCAACACGAUUGAUGCCAUCAUUUUAAUUAUUAGCCAAAUUCCAAAUUCGGAAGAAGCAGCCAUUUUACAGCUCUGCGAAUUUAUUGAAGACUGCGAGUAUAACUCCCUCCUCCUUAGGGUGAUCCGAUUCCUCCUCGUGCACAUCCCCAAAACGGCCAACCCAUCUAAGUAUAUAAGAUACAUAUACAACAGAUUAAUUCUGGAAAAUUCUACCAUACGGGUUGAUGGGUUGUAUGCCCUUUUUCACAUCGCCUUAAAGUGCGAAUCCAAUUCGAAGGAUAUUUUGUUCCUCCUAAAUUGCCUCCUAGCCGAUAACGAUGACGAAGUGAGGGAUCGCUCCAACUUUCUGUGCCACAUUUUGAGGGAAAAGAUAAACAAAGGGGACCUUCUCCAGGGGGAGCACCCCUCUGAGGAUGUGCCCCUCAUCGAUGAACUCCUAACAAAUGAACCGCCCACCCAUUUGGAAAAUCUCCUCUACUUAAUUGAAAAACAUGUGGAAGAUAACCUGUUGGAGGAGUUUGACUACCAAAAUGCAAAGGAGGAAAUACAAAAAAUGGGAGACAGCACUUUCAAGGAGUUAGUAGCUCCCUCUUCUUCUUCCUCCCCCCACUUGAAGAGGAAAAACUCCACCGCAGACACGUAUGGUGGAUCCCUAAAUGGGGCGAAGCUACCUGAACAGAGCACAGAUUCUAUCGUAUCGGAAGAUGUGUCUCACUUUAUAGAGAAGCACCAAAUGGGCACGCUCAAAAUGGUGGGAAAAUCCGUACCACUCACGGAAAACGAAGCUGAGUAUACCGUGUUUGUAAAAAAAUAUAUUUACGAAAGACACAUCCUCCUACAGUUCACCAUUCAGAACACGUUAAGUGAGCAAAUUUUGGCCGACGUCAACAUGCAGAUAAAUUCUUUCGAUAAAAAAUGGACCGUUUUGGAAAAAACCACCAUCCCGAACUUGUUCUUUAAUGCCCCCCAAAAUUUGUACGUCCUUUUGGGGAGGAACAAUGCCCCCCCAUUGGGAGAGCCCAUGUUAGAGGCACCCCCCAGUGGAGACUACCAAGUCAACCAGCACUUCCAACUCUCCCUGCGAUUCCUCACCAAAGAAAACGAAAUGGACGAGGGAUUCCCAGACUCCUAUUCCAUUAACCCCCUGGGUGUACAAAUUACAGAUUUUAUCUGCCCAAGAAUUUUAAGAAAUGGCGAAUUCAAACACAUCUGGGACAGCAUGGAAAGCCUCAACUCAGAAGCCGUAAGCAAAUUUAGCCUAAAUUUUGAAAAUAUCCAGCUGGCUGUCGUUGGGUUGUUAAACACUUUAAACAUGAUGGCGUGCGACCAGACGGAUAGCGUAGAGGCCAACAGCAGCAGCCACAACAUGCUGCUCUCGGCUCGAUUCAUGAACGAGUCCCACGUGCUCUGCAAGGCGUCCCUCAUUCUGUCGCAGCAGUACGGCUGCCUGCUCAAGAUCGUGUGCCGCUCCCGCGAGAGGCCGCUCUCUGAGACGCUCCUCAAGUCGCUCGAGUAGGCGCGCGGGUAGGCAAACAGAUAGGUAGAUGGCAGAUAGGUAGGCAGAUGGAUAGACACAUACGUAGAUACGCACAUUCAUACACCCACGCAUGCAUGCCGGCCGACCAAGCGCUCCCCGCAGCGCAGCCCCCCCAUUUGUUUUUAAUUUUAAAUUUGUUCUAUUCAUCCUUCUAAAUGUGUGAAUGUUAUUAAUUUUUUCCCCUUUUUUGCAUUACGCGAACGUGGCGGAUCGCGAACUGGGAAGUUGCACCCAUGCGGUGCUAAACGGCUGAGGAGUCGCGCCACGGACUGUCGACACGACCGAAUGAUGACCACCCCUCCUAGUGAGUGCCAUCUGAGCAAAAUUUCAAGCGAUUUUCAAAAU
Messenger RNA from Plasmodium vivax (malaria parasite P. vivax), 3399 nucleotides. RefSeq names its product coat protein, gamma subunit, putative. Gene Ontology annotation, biological process: endoplasmic reticulum to Golgi vesicle-mediated transport; intra-Golgi vesicle-mediated transport; intracellular protein transport. Gene Ontology annotation, cellular component: Golgi membrane; endoplasmic reticulum-Golgi intermediate compartment; endoplasmic reticulum. Gene Ontology annotation, molecular function: structural molecule activity. The record is from RefSeq and is a predicted model, not a curated record. NCBI's taxonomy places the organism in Eukaryota, Apicomplexa, Aconoidasida, Haemosporida, Plasmodiidae. The transcript has a single exon. The coding region runs from base 1 to 3033 and encodes 1010 amino acids.